AGCGCAUUGUCCGGGAUUCCCCCAGAGAUGCCGGUUGAGGAAGAAACAACGCGCCGUUCCCCAGGCCUUGUCCAAGAAGUGAAAUUCUACACUAACAAAUCCUUUACAGUUGAGCAUGUAACACUAAGCCCGGCGCGCUUGGAGUGCGAGCGCAUCCUCAUAUCGCUCGCUUCGCCCAUCUUUCGAUUAUGCACCAAACCGCAACCUGAUUUACCCAUCCAACAAACCGACGAGUUCCAAACCUGGCUAGGGCCCGAAGGGCCACCCAUAUUAUAUGUCCAUGGCAUAUGUGGUUCCGAACAGGCAGCGGAGCAGAUAUACUUCGCAGCUAUUGACCACUUUCGAGGAAUGCGGCAACUUGGUCAAAAUUACCAAGUGCUGUAUUUCUCGUUCGAUCAAUGGGAUGCUCGCCGUCAAUCCAUUACGAAUUUGGUAUGCACUAUUUGCGCCCAAAUAUAUAGCAUUUGCAGCGAUAGCCAAGAUCUGCGCACUAUUCUCCUUGGCUUCAAGCAUGGCUGGACCGAACGCCAUCUUUUGCAUUGUCUGUUGCGGUCUGGCUACAGUGAGGACGGCUACCCAUUCCUCACCCGUUGUCGACAAAUUACGCUUGUAUUGGAUCAGUUCGACCACUGCACAGAGGGAUCUCAGCUGGCCUUCCUCCAGUGGCUUCUUCAAUUUCAGGAUGUUCUCAAAUGGAAAGUGGUAUUGACAGCCGGCACGCCAAUCACGAUGCUGGAGAAACUUUCUGCAACAUCUUACAACACCCUGGAACUCGCUAAACUAAAGGGCUUUUCAACUGAUAGUUUGGAUGCCACUUUCGAAAAUGAAUGGAAGCGCCUCAUUCAGUGUCGACCGAGACUACGCCUGCAAUCCAGGUAUAUCCAACAAGAGAUUGACAAGGUCAAAGGGUUUUCCCCCGUCACAAGGCAACUUGUCCUUGAACAGGCAAGGAGUCGCCUUGAAUGGCCUGAUAUAUACUCACUCGGCGCUGAAUUCAGCCCGAUGGUGCACACUAUCCCCGGUUUAGAUGAAGACAUGGCUCUCACCUUCUUACUGGACUCAUCGUUUCGACGCGUCCCAGACCAAACGAUGCUCAAACGACUCCUGAGUCUGCUGCUUUACACCACACGGCCCAUAUCGAUAUGGGAGUUGGGAGAAGCGCUCCAGAUAGCCCCCGCCCAUGGCCGGACAACUUCAGUUCAUGACGAUCAAGACCCAAUGAGACACGUUUUUUACAUGCAAGACCUCUUAGCGGGUAUCAUCAAGAUUCAAAACAACGAGGUCACUAUCGAUCAGCGGCUUAGGAAGAUCUUGGUCCCCAACCAAUCCAGCCCACGUCAUUCCCCAAGUGAGUUACAGCAUAUCUGGGACGAUAUACCGCGAAUCGCGCAUCAUGAGAUUGCACGCACUUGUCUCCAAUUCUUACUUGAGCUCGACAAUGAUAACGAUAUCCAAAACGUCAUACAGAAGGGGAGCAGGCCAGGGAUGCUUAUUGCGCAGGAUCGCACAAACUUAUGUUCCUACGCGUUGCAGGAAUGGCCUUAUCACUUCGCUCAGGCUUCGAGUAUCCAGCAGGCGGAUUUAUUUGAGGUUUUUGUCAAACCGCAGGAGCGCCUUAUGACACAGUUGGCAGGCGGGUACUGGGCGCUGUCAAAUCAGAUAGUGAGGAGUGAAUCUCGCCCCAAGACAAUAUACUCGGUAUUCGCUGGGCUCGGCUUGGUCAACCUGAUUGAACCCCGAGAUGCGGAAGAUGCUUCACAAGGAAUGGUGGAAGCAGCGUCGAGAGGUUUGGAGCGGACGGUGAGGUCUCUGCUCAUAAACACCUAUGGCGAGCCGACGCUCCUGGAAGGUCUUUUAUCAGCAACAAUCUCCGGAAACGAGAAAUUUCUCCUUUACAUGACUGAGAAAAUUAUUCUUCAAAGUAAAAGCCCGGCUCAUAUACCUUGGCCAGCGCGCCUUAUGACGAUAGCGGCAGAACUUGGCUACCCAACCCUUGCAGAAAAGCUACUCGAGAUUGGUGUACCGCCCCCCGAACUCAAAGUCUCGACACCACGAACAACCAGCUUGGAUUUCCUACACGCCACACGCAACCGUCAUGCGGAGACUCUGGAGGUCCUUACCAGACGAUCAUUACAGACUGAGUUGUCGGGGGACGCUUCGCGGUAUGAUCCUAGAUUGCUCCAUAUUGCUGCACGACACGGCGACGAAAAAGCAAUACUGUUUCUGGCUAAUGUUGCUGGGCUUGACAUAGAGUACAAGGCUGAGGAGCUAGUUCUUGGUGACAUAGCUGGCACGCCCCUCUGUUGUGCAUGUGAGCUUGAACAGCAUCGAGCCGUGAAAGUAUUGCUUGAACUCGGGGCAGAUCCCACAGCGGGUAUCUCUACCUCAUCUACAACGCUCACCGCAACACCGAUCACAAUCCCCUCUAGCCUAGGCAACACUAAAUGUGUUCAGCUUCUUCUGCAACAUGGAGCCAACCCAAACAUGGGCGGCCAAAAACCGCCUCUUGAAAACGCAGCUUUAAAUGGGCAUAUCGAGACCUGCCGCUUGCUCCUCCAACAUGAGGCUGACCCAAAUAAUCCCCUUCUCACGUCCCCAAUCCUCAUAUCAUUACUUAAUGCCGAAGAUUGUUCACGCGGCGGUGACGCCACUGUUAGCGCUUUGUUCAGUUUGUUUCUGCAAAAUGGAGCAAACGCAAAUGCCCGUGACUGCUCAGGGUUGUCUAUUCUUUCCCAUGUGGCGCAGCGCUUGAACGGUGCAGACCUGUGCCGGAUCCUCCUUGAAAACGGUGCCGACUUGAACCUUGUCAACGAUAAAGGAUUAUCACCUCUUCACUUUGCAGCUGCGCACGGCAACGUUGACGUCGCUCAAGUUCUUCUGGACAACGGGGCAAAAGUCAACCAAAGAGCUGUCGCUGGCGACACCCCUUUAUACUAUGCUCUGAUCAUGUCACCCAGUGGCGAAAUUACGGCUCUUCUUUUGGAACACGGCGCCAAGGUUGACGAGGAAUAUUACACACCGACUGGGCGUAACUCGAAUCGUGGCACGACAGCCAUAUUUUUUGCCGUCCAAUUAAAUGAUACAGAAAAAGCUAUGUUGCUCGCUGAGCAUGGAGCAGAUCUUAGACGUAAAGAUGCCGAUGGCUGCGGACUAUUCCUUGUCCCUACGAUCACCGACACACACCUGGCCUUACUUUCAUCAUACCUUCCCAGGCUCGACCUAAACAUGGUUGAUUCUACCGGAGCGACGGUGUUGCAUCUUGCGCACCGCAUCAGCUUGAACCAUGUCAAACGUCUCGUCAAUAUGGGCGCGACGAUAAACGUCCAAGACAAUAUGGGAUAUACGCCCCUUUGCCAGGUUGUUUAUAGAGGCUUACUGGAUAAGGCGGACUACUUGCUUCGAAAAGGAGCUGAUCCAAACAUCAAGCCCAAUCCUUUCACUAGAGGAUACUUUGGUUCCCCCAUUCACGCUGCGUCUCUGAAUAGACCAGCAAGAUUCAUCCAGCUCCUUCUCGACCAUGGGGCGGAAGUAGAUGCCAAAAGCUCGUGGGGCUGCCUGCCAAUCCACUAUGCGGCAUUCGGUGGAAUGGGCAACUUCCAACAGAUAUUAGACGCUGGGGGUCGCGUUGAUGUACGUGAUAACCCGGGUCGAACGCCGCUACAUUGGGCAGCCCAGGCAGGCUGCGCGAGGGUGGUUGAGCGUGUCCUCCAGCUUUCGCCUCAUUUGAUCAAUGUCCGUGACGUCGAUGGCUGGACACCAUUGUGCUCGGCUGCUCUGGCUCCCAAAAUCUUGUCUCAAUAUUUUAAACCCCCUGAGCCGGAUGGGGUGGACCAGUUCGUGACGAUUGAGAUGCUCCUCAGUCAUGAUGCUGACAGAUCCAUCCGUGUCCCUAUUGCUGGAGAGAGUUGUGACCCUCUUGCAAUAGCGAAACUGUGCGGCGCACCCGACAAAGUCACGCAACUGCUCGAACGGGAAACCAGCAAGGUGUCAGACUAG
Molecule: messenger RNA, 3996 nt
Organism: Neurospora tetraspora
Lineage: Eukaryota; Fungi; Ascomycota; Sordariomycetes; Sordariales; Sordariaceae
Product: ankyrin repeat-containing domain protein
Exons: 4
Coding region: 28-3996 (1322 amino acids)
Cellular component (GO): nucleus; cytoplasm
Molecular function (GO): protein binding
Source: RefSeq, a predicted model, not a curated record